AGUCCCGGCCAGCGGGCAGAGGGCUGAGGACGGGACACCCCAGAACCUGGAGCCACCCCCGAGGAAAUAAGACCUGGACCGCAGCCACCACCUCUUUUCUUCAGAAGUUCGGCACGCCAAGCUGGUACGAUGCGUGUGGUGGUGAUCGGAGCAGGGGUCAUCGGGCUGUCCACCGCCCUCUGCAUCCACGAGCGCUACCAUGGAGUCCUGCAGCCUCUGGACGUGACAGUCUAUGCAGAUCGCUUCACCCCGCUUACCACCACUGACAUUGCUGCCGGCCUCUGGCAGCCCUACAUCUCCGACCAUGGCAACCCACAGGAGACGGAUUGGAAUCAGCAGACCUUUGCCCAUCUUCUGAGCCACGUCCAUUCUCCCCACGCUGAGAAAAUGGGCCUGGGCUUAAUCUCAGGCUACAAUCUCUUCCAUGAAGCUGUUCCGGACCCUUCUUGGAAGGACACAGUUCUGGGAUUCCGGAAGUUGACCCCCAGAGAGCUAGACAUGUUCCCUGAUUACAGCUAUGGCUGGUUCAACACAAGCCUGAUCCUGGAGGGGAAGUGCUAUCUGCAGUGGCUGACUGAAAGGUUAACUGAAAGGGGAGUGAAAUUCUUCCAGCGGAAGGUGGAGUCUUUUGAGGAGGUGGCAAGAGGAGGCGCCGAUGUGAUUAUCAACUGCACCGGGGUGUGGGCCGGGGCGCUGCAGCCGGACCCCUUGCUGCAGCCAGGCCGGGGACAGAUCAUUAAGGUCGAUGCUCCUUGGAUGAAGCACUUCAUUAUCACCCAUGACCUAGAGAGCGGCAUCUACAAAUCACCGUACAUCAUCCCAGGAAUCCAGGGAGUGACUCUUGGAGGGAUCUUCCAGCUGGGGAACUGGAGAGAGGUAAACAAUAUCCAAGACCACAACACCAUUUGGAAAGGCUGCUGCAGACUGGAGCCCACGCUGAAGGAUGCAAAAAUUAUUGGUGAAUGGACUGGCUUCCGACCGGUACGCCCCCAGAUUCGGCUAGAAAGAGAACAGCUUCACUUUGGACCUUCAGUGACAGAGGUCAUCCACAACUAUGGCCAUGGAGGCUACGGGCUCACCAUCCACUGGGGCUGUGCCCUGGAGGCAGCAAAGCUCUUUGGGAAAAUCCUGGAAGAAAGGAAGUUGUCCAGAAUGCCACCAUCUCAUCUCUGAAGAGUCCAGUGAACUCCACCUCCCCAAAAAGAAUCCUUGCUCCUCUCUGCCAACUAAUCAGUGUGCUCCCCUAUAAGCUGUCGCUUAACCCCCACCCACCCCCAGCUCCUUUUUUGCAAGAAGCUUGAGAUGAGAGGAAACCAUGAAGUCACCUUACAGAGGAAAGCCUGGGGUCUUUCCAUCUUCUCCAGAAUGGACCACACCCCAGCCAGUCCCGACAUGAUGGAGAGCAAGUGGGGGCUCUUACUCCAUGAGAUCUCAGAAGGAAGGAGAGCUCAGAAAAUCAAAGAGGCACACUGCCCAGAGCCACAGAAAACAGAAAUCGUUGAGGCUAAGUAACUUGAUUACAAGUCACACGAACACAUUAAACGUUCUGAAAACUCCUGCAGUGAAUACAUCUAGCUAACGUCGUUUAACCCAGUGCUUCCUAAACCUACCUGGCUUCGGAAACCUUUUGUCAGGUGCACCAAUGAUGCAUCGGAACACACUUUAGGAAACACUGUAACAGCUAUGUUGUAGGAAGUUCUAUGUAGAAUUGGAGGGUGAAGUAGGCAGAAAAGGCUUUGAACUGGUAACACUUGGUGCCUCUUCCGUGUCUGGGAGUCCAGUUGGCAUCAGCUGCUCGUUGAGUGGCCCCAUGGCCACCAUGGAACCCUUGAGGAGGGGCCAUUGGAGGGAAAAUCCCACAAGGAGCCCAUUUAUAGAGAACUAGAGUCACCAAGCACACUCCUUAUUCUUGAGGCACGAUUUAACGUCUCUCUUAUCUUCUGAUGGUCACCCUCUGAGAUGGCAAACAGACUCCCAGAUGUUUUCGAAAGCCUUAAAUGAGCCUAGAAGACACCUCUGCUUUCCCACUCAGCCUUUUCUUCUGUCUGGGUUUCUAUGAAAGGCCAAAACCUAGAGGGUUUCACACAUCUUGGGCAAGAGAUCUCUGCUGUGAAGAGGCCUCUGUUGGCCCAUUCUUUGCCAUCCAUGCUUAUGCCAUCUCAUGUGAUGGUUUAUUCAUGACACAGCUGCCGUGAUGCUGGCGGGCUCUAAGCUAGGUCUGAUGAGAGAACCAAGAUCUUAAAAGAUAAUGUCCUAAGAAAAGUAAUGAUACUUGUAAUAAUUAUAAUAGUAAUUAUUGUCAUUAUAAUAACUAACAUUCAUUGCAUUCUUACUUGGUACCAGGCUCUGUGUUAGACUCUUGCACACAGUACUCAUCUAAUCUUCACAAAAGCCCCAUAAGGCAGCUAUUCUCUCAAUUUCAGAGGUGAGGAGAGCAAGGCAGAGAGGGCAACAGAUAGGAAGGGGGUAGAACGGAGAUUCUGGGCCAGAAAUGAUAGGAUGCCAGUGCCUCACUUCCAACCCGAGUCCCACACUGAGGGGAGAAGGCUGUUCUGAAGGAAUUGGUUGGGCCUCUUUCCCAGCUUUCUCUCAAACACAAGCAGAGGAACCAGCUCUCUCCUCCUCAAAGCCACAUUUGUGCCAAGACUAGGGGGCUCUCACCAGGCUGCCAGGUGAGAGUGAGGUCCAGACCCCUGGACCUUAGAGUGGGACACAGUGUUUCAUUUGUGACCAAAAUGAUUUCUAUAUCCUCCCCAGGGAAAGUGACCCCUGCCGGUCAAGGCUAGUUAUCAACAGGAAAUCAUUAGGGCUCGGUACUCGGUGAACUCACAAAAUAUAUAGGGCCAAGAAAGUCCAUUUUCAGACCUGCAGUGACCAUCCCGUUCUUUUUAUAAAUGGUAAGAACCUCUUUGAAAUGUGGCUUCCUCUUGACUCUGCCCUGAAAUUCAGAAUUUAAACGGCAUGGGGGAAUUCUGCAACACACGUGGCUCUGUAGAAGAUUUUACAGUGAUUCAUUCCUUUGCUUUCCCUUUACCUAACUCUCCUUAUUCUUCCUUGAAGCAGAUCUGCAACCACAUUUUUAAUGAAUUCUUAUCAGUUUGAUGAAUUUAGAAGAGACUUUUUUUUUUUUUUUCCCAUUGAAUUGUUUUGGCCCCUUCAUUGAAAGUCAAUUGACCAUAAAUGUAUGAGUUUAGUUCUGGGCUCUCGAUUCUAUUCCAUUGAUCUAUAUGCCUAUAUUUAUGCAGUGCCACACUUGAUUAUUUUAGCUUUGCAGCAAGUUUUGAAAUCAGGAAAGUGUGAGUCCUCCAACUUUGUUCUUUUUCAAGAUUGUUUUGGCUAUUCUGGGUCCUUUGCAUUUUCAUGUGAAUUUUCAGCUUGCCAAUUUCUGCAAAAACCCCAGCUGGGGUUUUGAAAGGGAAAGUAUUGAAUCUAUAGCUCAAUUUGAGGAGUUUUGACAUGUUAACCACAUUAAGUCUUUCAACCCACGAACAUGGAAUCUCUCUCCAUUUAUUUAGAUCUUUGAUAAUUUCUUUUUGCCAUAUAUUUCAGUUUUCAAUGUGUAAAUCUUGUACUUCUUUUUGUUAAA
Molecule: messenger RNA, 3586 nt
Organism: Choloepus didactylus (southern two-toed sloth)
Lineage: Eukaryota; Metazoa; Chordata; Mammalia; Pilosa; Megalonychidae
Gene: DAO
Product: D-amino acid oxidase
Exons: 11
Coding region: 130-1173 (347 amino acids)
Molecular function (GO): FAD binding; D-amino-acid oxidase activity
Source: RefSeq, a predicted model, not a curated record